Messenger RNA from Hipposideros armiger (great roundleaf bat), 1248 nucleotides. RefSeq names its product BAG cochaperone 1 (gene BAG1). Gene Ontology annotation, biological process: protein stabilization. The coding region runs from base 1 to 1194 and encodes 397 amino acids. The record is from RefSeq and is a predicted model, not a curated record. Gene Ontology annotation, cellular component: membrane; cytoplasm; cytosol. Lineage: Eukaryota; Metazoa; Chordata; Mammalia; Chiroptera; Hipposideridae. The transcript has 8 exons. Gene Ontology annotation, molecular function: adenyl-nucleotide exchange factor activity; protein-folding chaperone binding.
AUGCGCAAGCGCAGCGUGCCCAUUGGAAUUUCCCGAUCCUUUUUCCGGCUUUUCAUCUCGGCCUUCCGGGGAAGGAGAGCUCCAGGAGGUUGGAGGUGUGGGAUAGAGUGUCAGCAGGGGGGCGUGGCCUCGCUGAAGGACGCGGGCCUCCGCGGUGUUGCUAGACGCGGCGCUCAGGUGGCGCGGAGUUCAGCUCCUACCGUUGGGCGGGUAACAAGCGCGGAUCUGGCGGAGCGCAGUGGUGCGCGAAGACAGCGAGGCGACCGGGAGCGGCUGGGCCCCCGGCGGCGCGCCCCUCGGCCGGGCCGGGAGCAGCGCCAGUCGGUGCCCCCGGCCGAGCGCGGUCCGCUUCCGUCUCAGCAAUCAUCUACCCGGAGUGCGGCCAGAGGGCAUGUCGGAUCCACCAGGGGCGCCGCCUCCGGCGCUCGCAGGCCGCGGGUGAAGAAGAAAGUGCGGCCUCGCUCGGCCAGGAGUGAACAAGUGGCCCAGAGCGUAGAGGUGACAGAGAACGAAGAGGUGACCCUAAGCGAAGAGGUGGCUCUAAGCGAAGAGGUGGCUCAGAGUGAGGAAAUGGCGGCAGCUGGGCUCAUCGUGACCGUCACCCACAGCAAUGAGAAGCAUGACCUUCAUGUUAUUCCACAACAGGACUGUACUGAACCAACUGUCCAAGACCUGGCCCAGGUUGUUGAAGAGGCCACAGGGGUCCCCCUACCUUUUCAAAAACUCAUAUUUAAGGGAAAAUCUCUGAAGGAAAUGGAGAAGCCAUUGUCUGCACUUGGAAUACAAAAUGGUUGCCGGGUCAUGUUAAUUGGGAAAAAGAGUAGCCCAGAGGAAGAGGUUGAACUAAAGAAGUUGAAAGAUUUGGAGAAGUCUGUGGAGAAGCUCGCUAACCAACUGGAAGAGUUGAAUAAGGAGCUUACUGGAAUCCAGCAGGGUUUUCUGGCAAAGGAUUUGCAAGCUGAAGCUCUCUGCAAACUCGAUAGGAGAGUAAAAGCCACAAUCGAGCAUUUUAUGAAGAUUCUGGAGGAGAUUGACACACUAAGUCUGCCAGAAAAUUUCAAAGACAGUAGACUGAAAAGGAAAGGUUUGGUGAAAAGGGUUCAGGCGUUCCUAGCUGAGUGCGACACAGUGGAGCAGAACAUCUGCCAGGAAACAGAGCGGCUGCAAUCCACAAACUUGGCCCUGGCCAAAUGAGGUGAGGUGGAGAAAGGCUGUUCUGCCCUGAAGAACCACAUCACCAGCUCUGCC